AUUCUGUGUUUGGUUAUGGUAGCUGAAACUAAUGUUGUUGAUCACCAGAGCCUGCCGGCGUCGGAGGUUCCUUUUUUUGUUAAAGGAAGUAAGAUCGAAGAUAUGGAUGAAACUCUCUCGAUUAAGUCACCCGUGUUCGGACAAGUUCAUGUUACUGAGUCGGAUUCGGCCGAGUUAUCAAGCUCUCAAAUGGAUGUGAAAUCUCUAGAAGAAGUUCCGGAACAAUGUAUUGAAUCCGCCAUUCUGCAAUUUUCCCCCAGCAUCCGUUCAGGUAGUUUCGCUGACAUCGGACCGAGGAGAAACAUGGAAGACGAACACAUUAGAAUAGAUAAUCUGUCAUCGCAUUUGGGAUCCGUUUUCAAGUUCCCAAACCCUAGUGCUUUUUAUGGGGUGUUUGAUGGUCAUGGCGGUCCUGAGGCUGCUGCGUAUAUAAGGAAACAUGCACUCAGGUUCUUUUUUGAAGAGAUCAAUUUUCCCCGGACGUGUGAAGUUGAUGAUGUAUUCUCGGAAGGCGUCGAGAACUCGCUCCGGAAAUCGUUUCUUCUUGCUGACCUAGCUCUUGCGGAUGAUUGUACUGUGAAUAGCUCUUCUGGGACAACAGCACUUACGGCUCUGAUAUUUGGAAGGCUUCUAAUGGUGGCCAAUGCUGGUGAUUGCCGUGCGGUUUUGUGCCGAAAAGGGGAGGCAAUAGAUAUGUCUGAAGACCACAGGCCUACUUAUCCAUCAGAACAGAGGAGAGUAGAAGAGCUUGGUGGUUUUAUCGCUGAUGGUUAUCUUAACGGUGUUCUAUCAGUUUCCCGAGCCUUGGGGGAUUGGGACAUGAAGUUUCCAAAGGGCUCGUCAUCACCUCUCAUUGCAGAGCCUGAGUUCCGGCAGAUGGUCCUUACAGAGGAUGACGAGUUCCUCAUAAUCGGGUGUGAUGGGAUUUGGGAUGUUAUGACAAGUCAGAACGCAGUUAGCCUGGUUCGCAGAGGUUUUCAGUGGCAUGAUGACCCUGAGCAGUGUGCUAAAGACCUUGUCAUGGAGGCCUUACGUCGCAACUCGUUCGAUAAUCUAACUGUGAUCGUUAUAUGCUUCUCUUCACCCGAAAACCGAGAGCAACCAGCUCCUCAGCAAAGAAGAUUCAAGGGUUGCAGUCUCUCACCAGAAGCCCUAUGUAGCUUGAGGAGUUUGUUGGAACUAAAUGCCAAUCAGUGAAUGUAAAUACUCGAAAACCAAAUCAACAAGCUCUUUAGUCUCGUUAAAUUUGGGAUCGAUUGCAAGAUCCAAUGCAUUAGAAACAUUUUAGUGAAUGUAAAUACCAUAUUUUAGAUAAUCUUGCCAAUAGGGUAUCAUUGUACUGUUUCUGACUGCUUCAGUUAGAGCUACAAAAAGCAGCUAA
Hibiscus syriacus is the source of this 1381-nucleotide messenger RNA. Its product is annotated as probable protein phosphatase 2C 49. Bases 16 to 1197 code for a protein of 393 amino acids. Gene Ontology annotation, biological process: protein dephosphorylation. The transcript has 4 exons. The record is from RefSeq and is a predicted model, not a curated record. Gene Ontology annotation, molecular function: cation binding; protein serine/threonine phosphatase activity. NCBI's taxonomy places the organism in Eukaryota, Viridiplantae, Streptophyta, Magnoliopsida, Malvales, Malvaceae.